GUAGCUCAUAUACAAGAAGAAGAUCAUCAUAGUAUGAUGAUGAAGAGGUUUUUUGUGAGAUUAGUGAAAAUUCUUGGUGGAUGACACCCAAAACCCCACUUAAAAAAUCCCUUUUCUUUAUGAUGAAGACUAUGAGUACCUUGGUUCAAUAAACAAUAGUUACCCCUUUCCUCAAAAAAAAGCCACAAAACAAGAAAGAGAAAAAAAAUAGUACAAAAUAAGACCAAACAACUCAAAGUCUACUCCCCUUAUUCCUUUUUUAAGCUUCUCUCUUCUCCCACUAUCUAUCUUUACAAACCCUUAUUCCCCUUUAGCUAAUUAGCUUUGCUUGUGCAUCCAUUUCUUCUUUGCUUCAACCUAAUUUCCAUAUCAAGAAGAAUAGUAAAAUUGAAGUUAAAGAAUCUAUGGAUCAAAUGAACCAUUCACUUCCUCCACCUUUCCACGCUAGAGAUUUCAACUUACAUCAAUUUCAUCAAACCUCAGAAGAUGAACAAAGUGGGACAAGUGGUCUCAACAUGUCUGGCCAAAAGCGAGAUCGCGAUGACAACAACAACAACAAUAAUGAAAAUUCAAACGGUGGAGAAUCGAAAGAUGGAUUAGGUAUGACAGGAAAUUCAGGAGAAGGAGAGAUCACUAGAAGACCUAGAGGAAGGCCAGCUGGAUCCAAGAACAAACCUAAGCCACCAAUUAUCAUAACUAGAGAUAGUGCAAAUGCUCUUAGAACUCAUGUUAUGGAAAUUACUGAUGGUUGUGAUAUUAUGGAAAGCAUAUCAAAUUUUGCAAGAAGAAGACAAAGAGGGGUUUGUAUUAUGAGUGGAACAGGUAUUGUUACUAAUGUUAAUUUGAGACAACCAGCUUCACCAGGUGCAAUUGUAACAUUACAUGGUAGAUUUGAGAUUUUAUCAUUAGCUGGAUCUUUUCUUCCACCACCAGCACCACCAGCAGCAUCAGGGUUGACUAUAUAUUUAGCAGGUGGACAAGGACAAGUUGUUGGUGGUAGUGUUGUUGGUGCACUUAUGGCAUCUGGUCCAGUUGUUAUUAUGGCGGCCUCGUUUAGCAAUGCAGCUUAUGAAAGACUUCCUUUGGAAGAGGAUGAUCAAAAUCCUCUUCCAGUUCCUGGAGGAGGAUCGCUGGGGAGCGACCCUCCUCCUGGAAAUGUCGGGGGACCAGGACAACAACAACAACAAAUGAUGGCGGACCCAUCUCUAUUUCAUGGAAUGCCUCCGAAUCUUCUAAACUCCAUUCAGUUACCUUCCGAACCCUAUUGGGCAACCGGAAGACCUCCAUUCUGAUUAGCUGGAGGUCGCCUGAUAAAAUUGGAACGAUACAGAGAAAAUUGACAAUAUGGCCCUGGCCUGCGCAAGGAUGACAUAUCCACCUUUCUAACUAGCAGAAGUUCAUAGAAAGGGUAAUUAUUUUCUCUUGAUUUACUUGUUUCAUUAGCUUAAACUCUUUUCUUUCUCAUCAAGAACACUUAGAGAUGAUUUUUAGGAAAAGGGUUUUUCGAGUUUCUUUCCUUUCAAUUACUUUACAUUUUUGGGGUUUAGUUUUUGCAUUUUCAGCUAGGUAUUUUUCUUUUGGGAUUGUGAUAAUGAGUUUGAUUAUGAUAUGAUCAUGAUGUGGUGGCUGUAAUUUUGAUCAUCAAAUGAAGUUAACUUUGUAAAUUCACUGUUUUCUUGAUGAUGUGUAUCUUAAUUUCAUGAUGA
Molecule: messenger RNA, 1706 nt
Organism: Capsicum annuum
Lineage: Eukaryota; Viridiplantae; Streptophyta; Magnoliopsida; Solanales; Solanaceae
Product: AT-hook motif nuclear-localized protein 24
Exons: 2
Coding region: 405-1292 (295 amino acids)
Biological process (GO): vegetative to reproductive phase transition of meristem
Cellular component (GO): nucleus
Molecular function (GO): minor groove of adenine-thymine-rich DNA binding; DNA-binding transcription factor activity
Source: RefSeq, a predicted model, not a curated record